Messenger RNA from Pomacea canaliculata, 1927 nucleotides. Its product is annotated as carnosine N-methyltransferase-like. The record is from RefSeq and is a predicted model, not a curated record. The transcript has 8 exons. Bases 33 to 1178 code for a protein of 381 amino acids. Gene Ontology annotation, molecular function: S-adenosylmethionine-dependent methyltransferase activity. NCBI's taxonomy places the organism in Eukaryota, Metazoa, Mollusca, Gastropoda, Architaenioglossa, Ampullariidae.
CGACAGUUAUCUCCCUUAGACAGGCGACAAGCAUGGCCGGCGAAGAAAGUGUCAAGCAAUGCACAGACGAAGUUUCUACACCGUCAAGUGAUGAUAUCGAUGAUAUUAGGGAGCAUGAACAUUUUCUGAGAGUAAUCGAGGCAUUCAAAGGAUAUAGAUCCCACUGCCUGCGGCGAAUCCAAAGUGCAGAAGAUGAUUUUCUGGAGUUGCCAGAACACCAUCAGCAGUACCUGCCUAACUUUCGAGAUAACUUGGAUGUAAUGCGGACCUGUGUUGCCCACAAUCAUGAGGUCAUCAAAAUCAUGAUUCAAGAUGCAGAGACUAUGUUUGAGAACAGAAAUCAUGCCCUUGUCAAUGGAGAUGAUGACCCUCACAUUAAACCUACAGCCUUUGACAUGGACAAGGUCAAGACGACACUCAAGCAGUUUGUGCGAGACUGGAGUCAAGCAGGACGGGCAGAGAGGGCAGCCUGCUAUGAUCCUGUUGUUACAGCAGUAGAGAAAAGAUUCCCUUCUGAAACACACGAUCGUCGCUCAGUCAGCGUCUUAGUACCUGGAGCAGGUCUGGGACGCUUAGCCCACGAAUUUGCUCGACGAGGUUACAACUGUCAGGGCAAUGAGUGGAGCCUCUUUAUGCUCAUUGCUUCAAAUUUUGUUCUCAACAGGUGCAAGGAGGUAGAAGAUUUUCGUCUGUACCCAUGGGUACAUCAGUGGAGUAACAACAUGAGGAGCAGUGAUCAAACAAUGCAUGUGACAUUUCCAGACAUCAACCCAUCAGAUCUUGCAGAAGAUGUCAGUUUCUCCAUGGCUGCAGGCGACUUUUUAGAAGUGUAUAGAACAUCAGGUGUAUGGGACUGUGUGGCUACUGUUUUCUUCUUGGAUACUGCUCAUAACAUUGUGGCAUAUGUGGAAACCAUAUGGAAGAUUCUUAAACCAGGAGGAUACUGGGUAAAUCUAGGUCCACUGCUUUACCAUUACUCUGAAGUACCAGGGGAGAGCUCUAUUGAACUUAGCUAUGAGGAUUUGAGGAAUGUCAUUGGAAAAGUGGGGUUUGACAUUGAGGAGGAGAAAGAAAAUGUGAAAGCCACCUACACGCAGAAUCCAUUGUCGAUGCUGCAGUAUGAAUACAGAUGUGUCUUCUUUGUGGUGCGCAAGCCUCUGGAAGCUUCUUUGUCAUGACAUUUUUGCUUACAUUGUUUUUUCGUAAUAGUUCAUGUCAUUACUUGUGGUUUUGAUCACAAGUAAAGGAAAACAACUGUUUUUACCUCGUGAAUGAGCAUGCCAGUUUGUUGAGUUGUGGUCUUGCACAUGUGUGUGUGGGUGUAUGAAAGAGAGAGCAUGUUCUUGUGGUUUUAUGUAUGCCUAUCUCCAGGAGGUGUACACUGAAGUGGUAAGCAGAUUGGCCAUGUACGUUUGCAAAAUACACACAACUUUUCAGUCUUGCAUUACAGCAAAUGGAAAUAGCUGCUGAACUUUAAUGUGGUCCACUCUUUCUUUCUUUUUUUUUUUUUUGUGUUUCCACAAAAGUUAUUUAAUAGAGGCAAACCAGCAACACAUACUCAAUGUGGUCCACUCUUUCUUUCUUUUUUUUUUUUUUGUGUUUCCACAAAAGUUAUUUAAUAGAGGCAAACCAGCAACACAUACUCUCAGUAUGAUUAAUAGCUGUUACCAACACACAGACAAGCUUUUUGUAUGUUCAUGAAAGGGGAUUUGACAUUAAAUAGGUACAUGGGUUAUUCAUAAUUUUUUAUAAACAGUUGAAUUUUCUCUAAGCCUAAAUGUGACUUUUAGUAAAUGAGUUCUAGAUUUCUUGAGAAUCAGUCAUUAUUAUUCAAUAUCUAUUUGAAUACCUUCAUGUAAAUCUGCUGCACAUUUAUCUGAAUUUACAGAUGACUUUUGUUGUAAAUAAAUUAUAAUGAUAUCUUGUA